Messenger RNA from Sorex fumeus (smoky shrew), 5577 nucleotides. RefSeq names its product NHS actin remodeling regulator (gene NHS). The transcript is spliced from 8 exons. Bases 847 to 5463 code for a protein of 1538 amino acids. The record is from RefSeq and is a predicted model, not a curated record. Gene Ontology annotation, biological process: lens development in camera-type eye; cell differentiation. Lineage: Eukaryota; Metazoa; Chordata; Mammalia; Eulipotyphla; Soricidae.
UCCAGCCUGUUGGUGAUGUGCCCAGCCCGCCACCACUCGGGGCAUGGGUAACGCGCAGCAUAGGCGGUCGCGCGACGGGAGAAGGAAACGCACAGGUACUAGAAAUCCGGAGCUCGCAUCCUCCGCAGCCCCGGCUCUAGCCGAGCGCACCGGGCCCGCCUUGUGGCCGGCUCCCCGCGCGCCACCGAGUUUGGUGCCGGGGGCUGAGUCCUGCAGCUCACUGCGGCUGGCGACAGGGGACGGAUUAUUUUUAGCAGGUUCCCUGUAGCCCAGCGGAGCCGGGAGAUGUUCGCGGAGCCGGGCGGCUGUCUGCAGAGCGUUGGUGCAACCGUGCCUGCUGCCCGGGAGGUUUGGCUGCCGCAGUCCCCUCCAUUCACUGGGCUGUAAAUCGAAGCUGUCUGCACCGGCAAGGCGCUCGAUCCCAGCGUGGCUCCAGGGCUACGUCCCGCCCAGGUCUCCCGGCACCUGAUUUCCCAGUGGUCAAUUAGGUGUCUCAGCCUGCAGCACUGAAGCAGUGGAGGGGCCAAUGCCCCGGCUUUGAUGGAGAGCGCCGUGCGCAGAGACCUCCCCAGUCGACUUCCUCAUCGGAAGGCAGCAUCCAUUCAUAAUUCUCUGCCUGCCUGUGGACUGAGUUAGGUUGGAGCUGGGCAUGGACUCCCGUGAUCUCCCUUUUUGCAGCUGAAGGAGAAACUCACAUAAAAGGGAGAAGGAAGGGGGAAUGCGGUCCUAACGCAACAAGGCGCUGGAAAGCCCCGAGAGGCCUCUCCUCGGCGGGGAGAGGGAGAAGAGGCAGAUCCCGAGCCCGGCGCCCCAGCCAGCUGCUGCUUCGCUGCGGAGCCGGCACGCAUGCCUACCUCACCUGACGGCCGCAUUCCCGGGGAGCCGGCGCGGGGCCCGGCGGCGCGCCCAGGGCGCACGGGCGGUAGGAUCUCCGCACCCGGGGAACGAUGCGCGGCCGGACUGCCCAGGGCCGAACCCGAGCCGGAGCGGGCGCCCGGGGAAGCCAGCCUCGGCGCGGCGCCCCACCGCAACCCCCCGGGAUGCUCGGCGACUCGCAGCCCAGGCCACGCGGCCGUCUCCAACCUGGAUGUGGAGAGCAAGCUGAGUGUGUACUACCGCGCGCCAUGGCACCAGCAGAGAAACAUCUUCCUCCCGGCCACCAGGCCCCCCUGCGUGGAGGAACUGCACCGCCAUGCCCGCCAGAGCCUGCAAGCCCUGCGCAGAGAACAUCGGAGCCGCAGUGAUCGCCGGGAGCAGAGAGCUGCUGCCCCCCUUUCUGUGGCAGCCCCUCCACUGCCCGCCUACCCCCCAACUCACAGUCAGAGGAGGCGUGAAGUUAAAGACCGGCACUUCUUAACGUCCCAUCCCCCGGAGGAUGAAGACACUGAUGUCAUGUUAGGGCAGAGGCCGAAGAACCCAGUACACAAUAUUCCCUCGACACUGGACAAGCAGACCAACUGGAGCAAAGCACUACCUCUCCCAACUCCAGAGGAGAAGAUGAAACAGGAUGCCCAAGUGAUUUCUUCUUGCAUCAUUCCCAUCAAUGUCACUGGAGUUGGUUUUGACAGAGAGGCCAGUAUACGCUGCUCUCUUGUACAUUCACAAUCCGUACUACAGCGCAGACGGAAACUGCGGAGGAGGAAAACCAUCUCGGGUAUCCCCAGAAGAGUCCAACAAGAAAUAGAUUCUGAUGAAUCACCAGUGGCGAGGGAAAGGAACGUGAUUGUGCACACAAAUCCAGACCCUUCCAACACUGUCAAUAGGAGGUCUGGAACCAGGGACUCGGAGUGCCAAACUGAGGAUAUUCUGAUUGCCGCUCCAUCCAGAAGGAGAAUCAGAGCACAAAGGGGUCAGAGCAUUGCAGCUUCCCUUUCUCAUUCGGCUGGCAACAUUUCCGCAUUGGCAGACAAAGGUGACACCAUGUUUACAACUGCAGUGAACAGCCGCACAAGAUCUCGGAGCCUUCCCCGGGAGGGCAACAGAGGUGGAGAUGCUGAGCCCAAAGCUGGCACUAAGCCCUCAGCAUAUGAAGAGGGAGAGUCUUUUGUGGGUGACCGAGAAAGAAACCCGAAUGAAGGCGGGGAGGCCACAAGCAGCCCAAGUACACAAGAACAUCAGCCCGCUCUGAGCCUCGCCUGUUCACAGCAUCUUCACAGCCCCCAGCACAAGUUAAAUGAGAGAGGGAGGUCUCGUCUGUCCCGAAUGGCUGCCGACUCUGGCAGCUGUGACAUCUCUUCCAACUCAGACACCUUCGGGAGCCCCAUUCACUGCAUCUCCACAGCUGGCGUCCUCCUCAGCAGCCACAUGGACCAGAAAGAUGACCACCAGUCCUCCAGUGGUAACUGGAGCGGAAGCAGCUCCACAUGCCCCUCGCAGACCUCAGAGACGAUCCCUCCUGCAGCCUCUCCUCCCCUCACUGGCUCUUCACACUGUGACUCAGAGUUGUCACUGAACACAGCCCCCCAUGCGAAUGAGGAUGCGAGUGUCUUUGUGUUGGAGCAGUACAAUGACCACCUGGAUAAAGUGAGAGGCCACCGGGCAAACUCAUUUACCUCUACUGUGGCCGAUCUGCUGGAUGACCCCAACAAUAGCAACACAAGCGACAGUGAGUGGAACUACCUACAUCAUCAUCACGAUGCCUCCUGCCGCCAGGAUUUUAGUCCCGAACGUCCCAAGGCGGAUAGCCUGGGCUGCCCGAGCUUCACAAGCAUGGCCACUUAUGACAGCUUUCUGGAGAAGUCCCCGUCAGACAAAGCAGACACUAGCUCUCACUUUUCAGUGGACACGGAAGGAUACUACACUUCCAUGCAUUUUGACUGUGGUCUCAAAGGUAAUAAGAGCUAUGUCUGUCACUAUGCAGCCCUGGGCCCAGAGAAUGGCCAAGGAGUUGGGGUACCUUCUGGCCUUCCAGACUGUGCCUGGCAGGACUACUUAGACCAUAGGAGGCAGGGGAGACCUAGCAUUUCUUUCAGAAAACCAAAGGCAAAGCCAACCCCACCUAAACGCAGCUCAUCGCUGAGGAAGUCUGAUGGAAACGCAGAUGUUUCUGAGAAGAAAGAACCAAAGAUAGGCAGUGGCCAAAUCCUGCCUCACAAUUCCAGGGAAAUGAAGCUGCCGCUUGAUUUCUCCAGCACACCUUCUCUAAUGGAGACUGCCAAUCUUCCCUCCAAGCAGGAGUCUUCUUGGAUGAACCAGAAUGAACAUGGUAUCAAGGAACCUCAGUUGGAUACUUCAGAUAUUCCACCAUUCAAAGAUGAAGGUGCUGAAUCAACUCACUAUGCAGACCUCUGGCUUUUAAAUGACUUGAAAACAAAUGAUCCUUAUAGAUCGUUAUCCAAUUCAAGCACUGCUACGGGUACCACAGUUAUUGAAUGCAUCAAAUCUCCAGAGAGCUCUGAAUCCCAAACAUCCCAAUCAGAAUCAAGAGCCACGACCCCAUCCCUUCCUUCUGUUGACAAUGAGUUUAAACUGGCUUCACCAGAAAAGUUGGCUGGCUUGGCAUCACCAUCAAGUGGCUACUCAAGCCAGUCUGAAACACCCACAUCUUCUUUUCCUACGGCUUUCUUCUCUGGCCCCUUGUCUCCUGGAGGUAGCAAAAGAAAACCAAAAGUCCCAGAAAGGAAAUCCUCACUCCAGCAGCCUUCUCUGAAAGAUGGAGCUUUAGCACUGAGUAAGGAUCUUGAACUUCCAAUAAUACCUCCUACCCAUCUUGACCUAAGUGCUCUUCAUAAUGUCUUGAAUAAACCAUUCCAUCACCGUCACCCAUUGCAUGUUUUCAGUCACAGUAAGCAGAACACAGUAGGAGAAACACUAAGGUCGAAUCCUCCUCCAUCCCUUGCAAUUACACCGACUGUCCUAAAAUCUGUGAAUCUUAGAUCCAUCAGUAAAUCUGAAGAAGCGAAGCAAAAAGAAGGCAACAAUCCAGAUCUUGCCUAUUUAGAGGAAAGUGCUCUCACAAUGGCCACCCUGUCUCCAAGUAAGAUUAGGCCACACGUGGCUAACAAAUCAUUAUCACGUCAAUAUUCUACUGAAGACACCCUACUGUCCUUUUUAGAUUCCUCUGCAAUUGAGAUGGGGCCAGAUAAACUACAGUUAGAAAAGAAACGUAUGUUUGACAUGAAGAAUCCUUGUGAUCCAGAAACAGUAACUGUAGCUGGCAGCAAUCUUCUAGAUUCAAAUGUCACAAAAGACCAGAUCCAUAUGGAGAGCGAACCCGUUCCAGAAAACACAAGUAAAAAUGGUGACAUUCUCACAGAAGGAUUUCAGAGGGUCUCUGUGGCCCGUCCAAAUGAUACUGAUGGCAAGACACUACAAUAUGGAGCUGGCCUGGAUGGAACCCGAGCACAGGCCCAGAAGGCACCCUCCGUAGAUCAGGAGGAAGGUGCACAACCUGAGUCUGUGGAUGUGUUCGCAUCUCAAUCAAAUUCAGCAUCAAGAGUCACAGACAAAGGCAAUCAACUUAAGCAACAGCUUGGGAUGAGCCGCCCCCAUGACAAAGUGCCUGGGAAUGUCAACUACAGAGCAGAGAUAUCAACUUUAAAUUCAUGCCCUGAAAAAUAUUCUGAGCAGGAAAAUAUCGCUUCAGGUAUUUCAGCCAAAAGUGCCUCUGAUUACAGCGGAACAGAGGAGACUCCAGGGAGUAUGGAUGAGGCGUCAUUCAAAGAAUCAUCGCCAAGUGACGACUCUCUGAUUUCACCGCUCAGUGAAGACUCUCAGGCUGAAGGAGAAGGCGUGUUCGUGUCUCCCAACAAACCUCGAACUACUGAGGAUUUGUUCGCAGUCAUUCACAGGUCCAAGAGGAAAGUACUGGGCCGAAAAGAUUCUGGCGACAUGUCUGUCCGCAGCAAAUCCAGAGCUGCCCUUGGCAGCAGUGCCAGCAGUGGUGGCGGCGGCGGCGGUGGUGGUGGUGGCGGCGGCGGCAGCGGCAGUGGCGGUGGCAGUGGCAACGCCGCUUCGGUGACUUCGCCCAGCAGUACCGGGCCGGCCUCCAAUAGCCAGAGGUCUCCUGGCCUCAUCUACCGAAGUGCCAAGAAGUCCAACACGUCCAACGAAGAGUUUAAGCUGUUACUCCUCAAAAAAGGCAGUCGCUCCGAUUCCAGUUACCGCAUGUCUGCGACUGAGAUCCUCAAGAGUCCCAUCUUGCCCAAGCCCCCUGGCGAACUCGUGGCUGAGUCCCCCCAAGGCACCCAUGAGGCCCAAGCAGGGGCCACCGGGUCGGAGGCAUUGUCCCCACUCUCUCCGUGCCCCCCACGGGUUAAUGCAGAAGGGUUUUCUGCAAAGAACUUUGGCACCUCGGCGGCUGCCCGGGUUGGCCGGUCCCGGGUGCCCCCUGUAGCAAGCAGCAGCCGCUAUAGCGUCCGCUGCAGGCUGUACAACGCCCCCAUGCAGGCCAUCUCUGAGGGCGAGACGGAAAACUCCGAUGGCAGCCCCCAUGAUGACCGAUCCUCCCAGAGCUCAACCUAGAGGGACCGCCCAAGGCGACGGGCAAAGACCGAACCCUCAGUCCUGGGAGGUGGGGAAAGGGAUUGGGGCUGGGGAGCAGCUAGUUAGCGCAUCGUGGGCUGCCCUCGCUGGAUU